UUGGGGGGUUCGGAGGGGGCAGAGAGCAGGUACGAGACUCCCACAGCCUCAGAGCUCCAGAGGCUGAUGUGGACCAAACCAGGGACCAGUGACCAUAUGGAUGAGGUCCAGCCCAGGAUCUACAUAGGAGACAUGUAUGCAGCCAAAGACAAGAGGACACUCCGGACUCAUCACAUCACCCACGUCUUGAACGCAGCGGAUGGGAAGUUUAAUGUGAACACAGGUGCCAGCUACUACAGGGACACAAAAAUAUCCUACCAUGGAGUGGAGGCAUUCGACAUGCCCUCAUUUGACCUCAGUACCUUCUUCUACUCUGCGGCCAAAUUUAUCAAGACCGCCCUGAGCUCACCCAACAGUAAUGUGUUGGUCCACUGCGCGAUGGGUCUGAGUCGCUCGUCCUCUCUGGUCCUGGCCUACCUGAUGAUCGAUGAGAACCUGACCCUGGUGGAUGCCAUCAAGGCUGUGUCUGCAAACAGAAACAUCUGUCCCAACGCUGGAUUCCUGGAGCAGCUCCGAGACCUGGACAAACAACUCCACUACCAGGCUAGACGACAAUGA
Messenger RNA from Salvelinus fontinalis (brook trout), 558 nucleotides. Its product is annotated as dual specificity phosphatase 29-like. The record is from RefSeq and is a predicted model, not a curated record. The annotation marks the transcript as partial. Gene Ontology annotation, biological process: protein dephosphorylation; negative regulation of MAPK cascade. The transcript is spliced from 3 exons. Gene Ontology annotation, molecular function: MAP kinase phosphatase activity; protein tyrosine/serine/threonine phosphatase activity. Gene Ontology annotation, cellular component: cytoplasm. Lineage: Eukaryota; Metazoa; Chordata; Actinopteri; Salmoniformes; Salmonidae.